Molecule: messenger RNA, 1478 nt
Organism: Thecamonas trahens ATCC 50062
Lineage: Eukaryota; Apusomonadida; Apusomonadidae
Product: peptidase M42 family protein
Exons: 1
Coding region: 19-1380 (453 amino acids)
Source: RefSeq, a predicted model, not a curated record
CUCGAACACUUGAGUAGCAUGUUUGGACGGAGCAUGCAGGCGGUGCGGGCGGCGACGCGGACGGCGACGGUCGCGGGGGCCGGCCUUGGCGCGGGCUGGCGCGGGCUGGCGACGGGCGCGACGGACAAGGUCGCACCCUGGGAGGAGACUAUGAGCGAUGAGGACUUUGCCUUUAUGCGGGAGAUCCUGUCGGCGCCGUCGCCGGUCGGGCUGGAGGCGGCGAUGACCGAGGGUGUGCUUGCGCCGGCACUGGAGGCUGUGGCGCCGGCUGGCUGGGCCUUUAAGCGGUACAAGGGAUCGGCAUCGCUGGUGGUCGACACCGACCCGGGUAACCCCGACGACAAGCUGACCGUGAUGGUGGUGGGCCAUGCAGACAAGAUCCGGAUGCAGGUCCGGUCGAUUGCGCCCGACGGCAAGAUCUACAUCAACUCGGACUCGUUCCUCCCCGCCACCCUGCUCGGCAACAAGGUGACGCUCUUCUCCGAAGACGCAGCGUCGCCGGGCGCGUACCGCGCGGUCUCGGGCGGGACGAUCGAGGCGCUCGGUGCCAUCCACUUUGCAUCGGCGGCGGUGCGGAGCGGCGAGAAGGGUGUGUCCGGCGACUCGCUCUACCUCGAGCUCGGCGUCCACGGGCCCAAGGGCAAGGAGCAGGUGGAAGACAUGGGCAUCCGCGUCGGCGACCCGCUCCUGCUCGACCGCCCGAUUGAGCGCGGAGUGUGGCCCAACACCUUCAGCGGCGCGUACCUCGACAACGGCCUCGGCUGCUUUGUCACGGCGCAGCUGGCCAAGCUGCUCGCUGCCCAGCCGGACGCCCUCGACUCGGUCCGCCUCCUCUUUACCUUUGCCGCCUACGAGGAGAUCGGUCGGUUCGGCUCGCGGGUGCUCGCAGCGCGCGAGCAGCCCGACGUCAUUCUCGCCACAGACGUCAACCACGACUUUAACGGCGCGCCGGGUGUGGCCGACAAGCGGUACCCGCCGCUGACUAUGGGCAAGGGCGCGACGUUGGCAAGUGGUUCGGUCACCUCUGAGUCGCUCAACUCGCUCAUCAUGGCCGCGGCGGCGGACUACGCCCAGGGGAGCAUCCCAGUCCAGCGCGAUAUGUGUGGUGUCGACACCGGAACAGAUGCCAUGGCCGGCGUGCUCGGCGGCGUCGACGCCGCCGUCACCUCGAUUGGCUUCCCCAUUCGCUCCAUGCACACCGUUUCCGAGUCUGGACACACUGGUGAUGUUGUCGCUGCCAUCCACCUCAUCAAGGCCACCGUCGAAUCGUGCGCGGCCCGCGGCAUUACCCCGGCGUACUUUGAGCGCGCGCAUCCGCGCCUCGACAACGCCACGUCGCUCGCUGGGCCCGCCGUGGUUCCGGCUGACGACAGCGCAUAGUUGCAUGCUAGCGCGCUUACGCCGCAACAACGAGGCCGACGACGACAAGGGCGAGACACGCGCACCCCGUCAGCGUCAGCACGGCAUAAAACAGGGCC